AUGAACUCCUUCAAGACCGCCGCUGUCUUCGCUUUCCUCGCUGCCUCUCAGGCUCUUGCACUUCCUGCCUACCAAUGCAACCCAGCUCAUGAAUAUCCCAACGGUGAGAAGUGCGUCUCAACCAACGGAGCACUCUCUCUGGUCACUGCUACCGCCUCAGCAACAUCUGGCUAUGCUUGCAAUCCAGCUCAUCAAUACCCCGGCGCUCAAUGUAUUUCCACCAAUGGAGUCUUGAGCCUUGUUACACCUGCUCCUUCAGCAAAGAAGCAGGCCACUACCUACGCUUGCAAUCCGGCACACAGUUACCCAAACAAUGCUGUCUGCACUGAGGUCUCUGGUUCCUUGACUCUCGUCACACCUGCUCCUCAAGCUACCUACGCCUGCAAUCCCGCACACAGUUAUCCUGCUGGUGCUUUCUGCACAGAGGUCUCUGGCUCUUUGACCCUCGUCACACCUUCGCCCCAAGCUACCCACUACGCAUGCAAUCCCGCUCAUUCUUACCCAAACAAUGCCAAAUGCAUUUCUACCAAUGGAGCUUUGAGCCUGGUUACUCCUGCUCCUCAGGCUACCUAUGCUUGCAAUCCCGCUCAUUCUUACCCAAACAACGCUGUCUGCACUGAGGUCUCUGGCUCUUUGACUUUGGUCACACCUGCUCCUCAAGCUACCUACGCUUGCAACCCAGCUCAUGAAUAUCCCCAAGGCGUUCGUUGUGUGUCUACCAACGGUGGUUUAAGCCUUGUUACUCCUACUCCUGCCCCUACCGCUCACUAG
This is a messenger RNA of Aureobasidium musti, 771 nucleotides long. The record is from the annotation of a GenBank genome assembly. Lineage: Eukaryota; Fungi; Ascomycota; Dothideomycetes; Dothideales; Saccotheciaceae.